AUGGAGCGCCACAAAAAGUCCGUCUCCAAGAUCGCCGCCGCUGUGCGGUCCUUCUUCGACCGCCGAGAGCCGUACCGCAUCUUCCACGGCUCGACCAACAGCACUCGGCCCUUCCGCCGGGACCGCUUCGUCGACAUCAGCGCCCUCGGCAACGUUCUCGAGGUGGACAAGGCCCGCCGCACCGCCCUCGUUGAGCCCAACGUGCCCAUGGACCGCCUCGUCGAGAGCACCCUCCGCCACGGCCUCGUCCCGCCCGUCGUCAUGGAGUUCCCCGGCAUCACGGCCGGCGGCGGGUAUGCCGGCACUGCGGGCGAGUCCUCGAGUUUCAAGCACGGCUUCUUCGACGAUACCAUCAACGAGGUCGAGCUCGUCCUGGCCAACGGCGAUGUCGUCCGCGCCAACCGGACCGAGCGCGCCGACCUCUUCCGUGGCGCCGCGGGCGCCGUCGGCACCCUUGGCAUCACCACCAUGAUCGAGCUGCAGCUCAUCGAGGCGAAAAAGUAUGUCAAGACGACGUACCACCGCACCCAUAGCGUCGCCGAGGCCGUCGAGACCGUCCAAGCCGAGACCCUCAACGCCGACAACGACUACGUCGACGGCAUCCUCUUCUCAAAGGACCACGGCGUCGUCAUCACCGGCAAGCUGACGGACGAGAUCCCCGAAGGUAGCAAGCCACAGACCUUCAGUGGCGCCUGGGACCCCUGGUUCUACAUGCACGUCAAGGACCGCACGCUCACCGCCGGCUCGGGCCACAGCGACGCCGCGGCGGCCGCCGUCGACUUUGUGCCGCUGGCCGAGUAUCUCUUCCGCUACGACCGCGCCGGAUUCUGGGUCGGUGCCGCCGCCUUCGAUUACUUCAAGUAUGUCCCCUUUACGCGCUUCACGCGCUGGUUCCUCGACGACUUUCUGCACACCCGUAUGCUCUACCGCGCUCUGCACGGCAGCGGCGAGUCGGCGCGCUUCGUCGUCCAGGACCUGGCCCUGCCAUACAAGAACGCCGAGCGCUUUGUCGACUACACGGCUGAGAACUUCAAUAUCUGGCCUCUGUGGCUGUGCCCGCUGAAGCAGACGGCCCCGCCGACCUUUCACCCCCACACGGGCGAGAUCGAGACGCUCCCUGCUCCGGCAGCGGACGGUAGCUCCGGCGGCAACGUGACGGCGCCGAAGCCGAUGCUCAACAUCGGCCUCUGGGGCUGGGGCCCCGCGAACCCCGACGAGUUUGUGGCCAAGAACCGCGCGCUCGAGCACAAGCUGGGCGAGCUGGGCGGCAUGAAGUGGCUGUACGCACACACGUACUACACCGAAGACGAGUUCUGGCAGUCGUACGACCGGCAGUGGUACGACAGCCUGCGCGAAAAGUACGGCGCCACGACGCUACCGACGGUGUACAACAAAGUCAAGGUCGACGUCGGGGCGCGCAAGGAGGAGCUCAAGAGCUGGCGCAAUGUCGUCAAGUCCAAGCCGCCCAUCGGCGGGCUCUACGGCAUCUACAAGGCCAUCCAGAGCAAGGACUACCACCUGCAUCGCCAUGCCGAGUGGAAGUACAAGGGGGACAAAUGA
Messenger RNA from Colletotrichum spaethianum, 1560 nucleotides. Its product is annotated as delta(24)-sterol reductase. Gene Ontology annotation, cellular component: cytoplasm; membrane. NCBI's taxonomy places the organism in Eukaryota, Fungi, Ascomycota, Sordariomycetes, Glomerellales, Glomerellaceae. The record is from RefSeq and is a predicted model, not a curated record. The coding region runs from base 1 to 1560 and encodes 519 amino acids. The transcript has a single exon. Gene Ontology annotation, biological process: steroid metabolic process. Gene Ontology annotation, molecular function: Delta24(24-1) sterol reductase activity; FAD binding.